GAGAAAACGAGGAAGCAGAAGAAAAGACCACAAAAAUACCCCAUUAUCAAAUUUUGAUUUGAAUCAGUCCCAAUUUCUCUUUCUACUCCCACUAGAAUUCGGAAUACCCCGCAAUCCCUAUUUAUGUAUGCUUUUCUAGAUGAGACUGUAGAAAUUUUUAUUUUUCCUCCAAAAGAAAAAGAAAAAGAAAAAGAAAGCAGAGGAUGCCGAGUGUAAAGGUGAAAAUUUACAGCGUUCUCAGCAAAUUCUACCUCAAGCGCCAAUUGCAGACUUUACUUGAGAGCUCCAUCUCGGAUUUGAACUCCUAUGGGGUCGUUUCACGGCCGGACGAGACUGUGGCCCCCGCCGUUCCUAGCUUCUCCGACACCGACGGCGUGGCCACCAAGAACCUUCACAUCGAUCCAUUAACGUCCUUGUCGUUGAGAAUUUUCCUGCCGGACUCCGCGAUUGUUUCCCCGAACUCUCUUCCCAAACUUAGGGUUAGGGUUUCGAGCAAAAGUAGAGUUGGUGUUAGUAAUGAGUCGGAAAACGGGGUUUAUGGAGGGUAUUUACCUGAUAAGAAUCGGAAGAAUUGUAAGAAAUUGCCGGUCAUUGUGCAGUUCCAUGGAGGGGGCUGGGUGAGUGGGGGGAUUGAUACGGUGGCAAACGAUACGUUUUGUCGGCGGAUGGCGAAACUGUGUGAUGCUGUGGUUGUUUCGGUAGGGUAUAGAUUAGCGCCCGAGAGUAAGUAUCCGGCAGCCUUUGAGGAUGGGUUGAAGGUCUUGAAGUGGUUGGCAGAGCAGGCAAAUUUGGCAGAGUGUAAUCAGUCAUUUGAGAACGGGAAAUUUAGUGGCUUUCACGGAGAGGGAGGUGGCAGGAGGCGGCAAAUUGUUGAUGGAUUUGGGUCCUUGAUAGUUGAGCCGUGGCUGGCAGCUCACGGGGACCCUUCUAGAUGUGUCCUCCUUGGAGUUAGCUGUGGUGCCAAUAUUGCAAACUAUGUUGCUCAAAAAGCUGUUGAGGCUGGCAAGCUUUUGGAUCCCGUAAAAGUUGUUGCACAAGUCCUUAUGUACCCUUUUUUCACUGGAAACAUUCCAACAAAGUCUGAGAUUAAGCUGGCAAAUUCUUACCUGUAUGACAAAGCUAUGUCCAUGCUUGCAUGGAAACUCUUUCUACCAGAAGAAGGAUUUAAUCUGGACCAUCCAGCUGCCAACCCUCUCUCUACCUGGGGAUUGGUUCCCCUUAAAUACAUGCCUCCAACGCUCACCGUUGUUGCAGAACAUGACUUGAUGCGAGAUCGGGCAAUUGCAUACUCGCAGGAACUUCGAAAGGUCAACGUAGAUGCCCCCCUUCUCGAUUACAAGGAUGCUGUGCAUGAGUUUGCCACUCUUGAUUUACUUCUUGGGACGCCUGAAGCCCAGGCUUGUUCAGAGGACAUAGCCAUAUGGAUGAAGAAGUAUAUAUCACUGCGAGGGCAUGAGUUCUCUUAUUAACAUCCUCUAGACCGUAAGGAAUCAUCGUUGUCAAGAGCAGACUGGUGGACUACUGCUGUUAACGUGCUUGUAGCAAAUUCUGCUCUUUUCACCCUACAAUGAUGGUAGGGAGAAAAUUAAUAGGAAAGCAAAAGAGCUGGUGGAGCUGUAUAAUGGACAUGCCAAGUUAACCUCUGGGAAUGAGCUAGUUACGGAAGGGAGGAAGAUAUCCAUAUUAUCUUGGCUGGCAACUUGAGGUUGUACAUUAUUCUAUCUGCUCUUAUUCUUUUAGUCUUGUUGUUGUAUGCUGGAAAUAGGUGUCAUUGGACGCUGAGAUUAUUUUUCUCGAUAUCCAAGGUAGCUUACUUGUCGUUUAAUGAUGAUCCGAUAACAAAAUGCCCGUGUACAGGAACAAGGGCAUUACAUAUAUGUAAAUUAAUAGAAAAGGGGCCUAAUUUGUCCUCUCCUGUUUGAUCA
This is a messenger RNA of Coffea eugenioides, 1925 nucleotides long. Its product is annotated as probable carboxylesterase 16. Gene Ontology annotation, molecular function: hydrolase activity. The record is from RefSeq and is a predicted model, not a curated record. The transcript has 2 exons. Lineage: Eukaryota; Viridiplantae; Streptophyta; Magnoliopsida; Gentianales; Rubiaceae. Bases 204 to 1469 code for a protein of 421 amino acids.